This is a messenger RNA of Cyprinus carpio (common carp), 1799 nucleotides long. RefSeq names its product aquaporin 7 (gene aqp7). Gene Ontology annotation, biological process: water transport; glycerol transmembrane transport. The record is from RefSeq and is a predicted model, not a curated record. Gene Ontology annotation, cellular component: basolateral plasma membrane; plasma membrane. Gene Ontology annotation, molecular function: water channel activity; urea transmembrane transporter activity; glycerol channel activity. Lineage: Eukaryota; Metazoa; Chordata; Actinopteri; Cypriniformes; Cyprinidae.
AUGUGUGAGUAAUGGGAGGGGCGAAGACUUCAUAUAAAUAGACAUUGCUGACAAACUGAAAAACACUACCGCCCAGUGACAACCAUACAAAGAGUUUGAAAUGGCAAACUGAGAAACAUAGAUUUCUACAGAAAAAGAGCGAGAGGAAAUGAAACAGGAAGUUAGCAUAAUGGAGGAUGUUAGGAUACAAGACCAUAUGGCACCUACUGAAGUUUUCAGGCUGAAGAUCAAAAACGAAUGCAUUCGAGUGGCCCUGGCAGAGACCCUCUGCACGUUCAUCAUGAUGGUGUUUGGCCUUGGCACUGUUGCACAAGUGGUCACAGGAAAUGGUGUUUUUGGAGAGUAUUUCAGCAUAAAUGUAGGUUUUGGGCUGAGUGUGGCUAUGGGUGUGCAUGUUGGUGGAAAAGUGUCAGGAGCUCAUAUGAAUGCAGCUGUUUCAUUCACAAUGUGCGUGUUUGGCCGUUUGCGCUGGAAGAUGUUCCCACUGUAUGUUUUUGCCCAGUUUCUGGGUUCCUUCCUUGCUGCUGGGACCAUUUUUUUACUUUAUUAUGAUGCUAUACAUCAUUACUGUGGGGGCAAUUUCACCGUGUCGGGCCCCAAAGCAACAGCUGGGAUCUUCGCUACAUAUCCAGCACCUUACAUCUCAAUCUACACUGGAUUCUUUGAUCAGGUUCUGGGCACUGCCAUGCUGUUGCUGUGUCUGAUGGCUCUGGCAGACCAGAGAAACCAGCCGGUCAUGUCUGGAGGUGAGCCUGUGGGUGUGGGGCUCCUGGUGCUCCUCAUUGGUGUCUCUCUGGGGAGCAACAGCGGCUAUGCCAUCAAUCCAACACGAGAUCUGGGGCCGAGAGUUUUCACACUGAUGGCAGGUUGGGGCAUGGAGGUUUUCAGGGCCGGCAAUGGCUGGUGGUGGGUACCUUUGGUGGCCCCCUUUAUUGGUGGAGUGACUGGGGCUUUAAUCUACGAAGCAUUUGUAGAGCUACACCACCCUGAUCUUAAGAGGACUAAGACACAGUCUGCAGAAGAUCCUGAAUGUGUUCCUCUGGAAAAGUGCAAGAAUGGCAGUACAGAGAUGUCUGUCUGAGAGUUUCACCCGCAGACCUGCUAAAUUUAAGGACCAAGGAUAGUACAGGGACCAAAGAAGAAAACUGACAUUUCCACUGGGGACACCUGGAAGUUUACAGGCAUAACAUGAGACAUGGAUGCCAGUCGAAAAGCCUAUGGGUUGCAUUUCUCAAGCCAACUAUCUCAGUCUAGUGUGACUUCUGGGUUAUAUAUGUAGGAAUAAGCUAUCAUGACACAGGAUUGUUCCAUCUUUGAUCUUUAAUAAAUAUUGUGUACAUAUACAGACUCAUGGACAUCAACAGAUAUAAUUAAGCAGCUUGUGUGAGGUUAAAUGCCCAGCAUGAGCUUAAAGUACAAUCAACAUGGCUAUAUGAGAACAUUCCAUGGGCAUUUCCUGGGACACUGGGGUCAUCGUUUAGUCACACUGUGUUUCCCUGAGACUCCCUGAGCUUUUGCUGUGCUCCCGCCGCUCACUGGGACCUGUGCUGCUUGCUUCUUCUUGGGAGUGGGUGGCUUGGCCUUGCCACGAAACGCUAUGGCUGGGUCCAGUUUGUUCAGUAGAGGUUCACCGGCCGUAUCAGAAUGAGAGUCACCAUGGAACGUCAGGGGUUGGUAGAGGGCGGCCCAUUGCUGCAUCAAGGAAAUCAAAGGAGAAUUUCAAAAAAAUAUACAUCUACGUUAAUUUAAUUUGUUCUGGCUGUAAAAAAGCAAAUAAAAAUCCAAAUUUUGUAUCAACA